Prunus armeniaca (apricot) is the source of this 360-nucleotide messenger RNA. NCBI's taxonomy places the organism in Eukaryota, Viridiplantae, Streptophyta, Magnoliopsida, Rosales, Rosaceae. The record is from the annotation of a GenBank genome assembly.
AUGAGUGCUGAAGCUUUGCAAGUUGCUAAGGUGUACCGCCACCUUCUCAGGGCUGUCAAGAAACACGUUGCCAAAGAAGACAGGGCGAGGCAUUUCAAAGAAUACGUAACUGAAGAAUUCAGGAACAACUGCAAACUGUCAGAUCCAUCUUCCAUUCAGCAGAAGAUUAAGCUUGCCCAUAACUACACUUUUCUUCUUAACAGUGUGCACCAUCACCAGGACCUGUUGUUCUCUUACAACAUUGCUGUGGAUAGAUCAGAUGAGAUGAAAAAAGUACUUGGAAAAUCGGCUGCAAGUGUUGGUCUUCAACUUCCUGAGGUCAGCCACAUAGCAUACCUCGCCAGAGUAGAAGUAGCUUGA